UUGGUCUAUUGGCCUGUUUUAACUUAAUCAAUUGACCUAAAAUAAUGUACCAUCAUUAGUGCAUUGUGAAAUUGGCACAGGCCUAAGCUGUGCAUCACUUCUCCAUUUUCGGAGGAAGUUCUCAACCAGGAAGCAGGACGAUGGCCUGGGGACAACUAGAUGUACAGCAAGUAGCUGCACAAGACAAGUGACAGCGAUGUUAUCCAUACAUUAUCAAGCAGUAGUGCGCAGGGUAUUACUAUUAUCUGAGACAACAAAACCAAAACUGCCAAAACAGAAAAAGUGCUGAAUCAACAUGUUUUUGAAGUACAUGCUAUUCCUUGUGUUGAUGUUGCCAUGGCUUGCUGGAGGGCAAAAACCAAAACCAAACAAGAAUACGUUCGCCAAUGAAAAUCAACUCACUAUCCAAGCAAACUCUGGUUGCAAGGGCCAGAUCCUGCACCCAGAUUGUUCUGGACGCGUCAUCCUCCUAGAUGCCAGCAGCGGUAGCGGUUUAGCCGGAAAAGGUCAGGGAGCCAACACUGGUGGCUGUGGUUUCAAAGAUGGUGAUGCAACAUCUGACUUUGACAUCCCAGAUUGGAUUCUGAGAGACUGCAACUUGAAAGGAAGCUGUGAUAUUCUAGCGGACAGAAUACUCAACUUGCUGCCGCAGUCUGCUGACAUGGAGUAUGUGGAGAUCAAAUACUUUUGUAUUGACAGAAAGCCAGUUUACGACAUGUGUGCGCCGAUGACAACUCAAGAAAAGACCGCAUACCUCAUCAGCUACGGGUAUCCCAACAUGCCCUUCAUCAAUGACAUCACGACAGACUGUGAAUGUUCGGGCAAACUGAAAAAGAAGACCCUGUUUGGCUACAGACUUUUAGAUGGUGAUCUCCGGAGCAGCAAUCUUGAUCAACGUGACUGUGACUUUGCCCAAACACUUGAGAUAUCAAGCAAAGGCCGUUCAAAGACAUUUACCUGUGCUAACCAAAACGCAGGCAGGGUUUUUGAAACUAUCAACCCAAAAGGAGGAAAAGACAUUGCAGAGAUACUCUUUGAGAAUGAGCUGAAAAAAGCUGGUGGACGUUUCAUAUUAGAGUAUAAACAUGAUUCUGGAUCAUUUAGGUUAACUUGCAAUCCAGAGCGAGUCAUGCCACCAACUAUACCAACAACAACCACUACAACUACUCAAGCUACCACUACCACUACCAUGUCACCAACUACCACCACUACCACUACCACCACUACCACCACUACCACCACUCCUGCAACUACUACCACUCCUGCAACUGCUACCACUCCUGCAACUACUACCACAACAAGCACAACCACUACUACAACAUUGGCAGCGAGAACUUCACUCCAAACAACAACAACUAAAGCUACGACUAUCAGACCAAACUCCUCAACUACCAGGCAACUGAUACCAAAAACAACACAGCAGAAAACCACUCUAACAACGCGAGAAAGUCCAGAACCUAAACCAUCUGCAACAGCAAGCCAGCAGCCAGCCUCACCCUUUGAUGACAAAGAUGCCACAAGCACAGAACCCACUGACAUCCUCAAUUCAAAAGCUCAGUCUGAGGACACAAAUCUCGGCAUGAUUAUAGGUGUGGUCUCAGCGGUAGUGGUCCUUGCUGUAGUAGCUAUCAUUCUCUUCAUCUGCGUGAGAAGAAGGAGCAAAGCAUCAAAGAUGGAAAGGAAGACGUCGGAAGUAGACCUGGUGGAGACUGAGCCUCCCAGCGAUGUCUACUGCAAUCCUGCAGCCACGCUCCAGACAAGGUUCGACAACACAAACUCAGUCGAGAAUGACUACAGUGAUGUUUCUCCCGUACCAGGGGCAAAGUGCCACACUGACUCUGAAGCCAGUAAUUACAGUAGUGUCAACCCCCUGUAUGGCCUGAACGUUGAUUCUGGGGAUGACUACUCUGUCAUUGAGAAUAGACAUAUUCGCAUCAAGGAAUCUGAUGGUAGCUUUUGCAUCAAACAAUCUGCAGGUAGUAUUGGGACAGAGACGAAUUCUGGGACAUGUAGCACAGAUAUUCCAGUAUAUGCUGUCGUUCAUAAGAACAAGACACAAGAUGUUCCCUUGUAUACCCAGGUCAACAAGGGCAAGAAAAAUGUUUCAAAUUUAGAGAGCCGGGUCAAUUGGGGAAAAGGAGAGGUUAGGGGGGAAGAUGGUGAGGGCGGUGGCUACUCAUUUGAGAACCCAAUGAUUGGGAACAUGAGUAUUUCAGAUCAGGGUUUUGUUAAUCCUGGUUUCUCAGUUAUUAAGGUGACUGAGCCAGUAGCAGAAGGUGUGUAUCACAUGGUUGAUGAAGAGGUACCAGAUAUGGCAACAUUAGAAGAGGGUGUGCCAUCAGAGUAUGCUUUGGAAGAACCAAGUCGACAAGAUACUAACGAGUACUUGGAUAUCCUGCCUGAUCCGGUUGACGUCCAGAGUCAAGGAACUAGGGGUCAUGCAGGGGGAGCCACUCCACAGAAACAUGGGAAUGGUCAAAAGGGUGUAGCUUCUAGGAAUCCCGUGGGACCUUCCAAUGUUGAACAAUUCAAUGUUAACUUGGGACCAAAGGGUCGACAACCUGCCAUAUCCCAGAACACAAACGUGGAUUGCGGUAUAGCAGAUGAAACGGGAGAGGAAUAUGCGUAUGCAUAUUCACAUUUCCCUAAAACCAUGGCCCAAAGUGGUGGUGCAACCAAUAGGCCUGUCGCUUCUGGUCCAGCUAUCGUCUCCCAUGGUAGCUCGUCACCACCUGGAAGACAAACUGGAACUGAACCGGAGUACGCUUUGUAUAAUGCCGGAGUCAGUUACGCAUCUGUAAAGGGUUCUUAUGCUGAUGGGGGUGAGGCUGGGGGAAAUGGUGGAUCAUUAUGUCAAGGUCAAGGUCAUCCUUCUGGUUCUGAUCCAACAUACUUCCUGUAUGAUGAACAUGAUGGUCAAAGUCCAGAUGGCGAUGAGUACCACUACAUCCCUAGAGAGGGCACCAGGGGUGCAGCGGAACAAGAGGAUGACAUAUAUCAUGAGCCUAACUUGUACUAGGAGUAGGAUCACGAUGAGGCACUUUUGCCUCAUAUGGUGACACUAAUAAAUCUGCCUAAACUGAUGGCAGUAAGAUAUACGCUCCAAGGAAGAAGCGCAUUACUCAUGUUACAGUAAACUGAGUUAAAUAGGUAACAUGCUCAGUUAUAGUCAUUUGUUAUCAGUAAAUAUUAUUGUUGUAUACCUGUACGUGUAUCAUCAUAUCAAAUUAUUAACAGAAUGUGAUGUACUUGCUUGAAAUUUUAACAUAUCUCUCUGAUACUUGAUAAAAAUCUCCACAUGACCUUAUGGACAAGUUGUAAAUAGGACAGCUUUGAAAUUAAGAGAGGAUAUUUGUGUUAGUCAAGCAUUUCUGAGGGGCAUCGGUGUAGGAAAGGUCAUAACAAGAUAUCCCACUUGAUAUAUAGGAUCAACUUGUUCUAGGGAUUUUGAAAUGGACUAGCAGCACAGUAAUAAUGCUGCAGUUCAUUGCAAUAUCAGUUUUGGACAUGCCCAGACAGAAGUUUGGGUGAAAUGCACGACAUCAUUUGUGUUGAAAAUAUACCUGUAGCAAGUUCUCUUCAAAUCUAUAUAGUUUUCUGAAUAAAAUCAUCA
Messenger RNA from Lineus longissimus, 3613 nucleotides. RefSeq lists its product as uncharacterized. The record is from RefSeq and is a predicted model, not a curated record. Lineage: Eukaryota; Metazoa; Nemertea; Pilidiophora; Heteronemertea; Lineidae. Bases 296 to 3019 code for a protein of 907 amino acids. The transcript has 7 exons.